Bombina bombina (fire-bellied toad) is the source of this 2459-nucleotide messenger RNA. It is a transcript of the gene PLA2G4A, whose product is annotated as phospholipase A2 group IVA. Gene Ontology annotation, cellular component: nucleus; Golgi apparatus; cytosol. Bases 81 to 2315 code for a protein of 744 amino acids. NCBI's taxonomy places the organism in Eukaryota, Metazoa, Chordata, Amphibia, Anura, Bombinatoridae. The transcript is spliced from 18 exons. Gene Ontology annotation, molecular function: calcium ion binding; calcium-dependent phospholipid binding. The record is from RefSeq and is a predicted model, not a curated record. Gene Ontology annotation, biological process: glycerophospholipid catabolic process.
CUAGUUACUAGUGUUGCUACACGGAGGGAACGUGCUGCAGGGCAGAAGAAUACAAUUUAAGCUGUUCCCCAUUUUCAGUAAUGACAUCUAUAGAUCCUUUUCAAAAUAUAAUAGUUGAGUAUCAAUAUUCUCACAGAUUUACAGUAACCGUAAUAAAAGCAGCCAAUGUUACAAAAGGAAGAUUUGGCGACUUACUUGACACCCCAGACCCAUAUGUGGAACUUUAUAUUUCAUCAGCACCAGAUGGCAGGAAAAGAACGAAGCACUUCAACAACAAUAUUAACCCAAUAUGGAAUGAAUCAUUUGACUUUAUUUUGGACCCUAAUCAGGAUAAUAUUCUAGAGAUAACACUAAUGGAUGCUAAUUAUGUAAUGGACGAGACCCUAGGAACUGCAACAUAUGAUAUUUCGACUAUCAAACCUGGAGAAAUAAAGGAAGUUCCCUUUACUUUUAACAAGAUCACAAACGUAUUUCUUGGGUUCAAACUUGAAGUCUGCUCAUCAACUGACCUGAGAUUCAGCAUGGCUCUCUGCGAUCAGGAAAAGUUUUUCCGACAAAAGCGUAAACCGUUUGUAGCCGAAGGAAUAAAGAAACUUUUGGGGCCUGAAAAAAUCAAAGAUUUAUGUCCAUCGAGAGAUGUACCUGUCAUUGCCGUCCUUGGAUCGGGAGGGGGAUUCCGAGCUAUGGUCGGUUUCUCUGGCGUCAUGAAGGCUUUAUUUGAAUCAGGAGUUUUAGACUGUGUCACAUACGUCGCUGGCUUGUCUGGUUCUACAUGGUAUAUGUCUAGUCUCUAUUCUCAUCCAGAAUUCCCAAAGAAAGGCCCUAAAGAGAUAAAUAAGGAAUUAAAACAUAGCGUUAGCUAUAACCCUCUUCUGCUACUCACACCUCAAAGAGUCAAACGUUACAUUGAAGCUUUAUGGAAAAAGAAAAGCUCUGGACAGCCGGUCACAUUCACAGAUAUUUUUGCUAUGCUCAUUGGAGAGACCCUUAUUGGGGAUAGGAUGCACAGUAAACUUAGUGACAUGCAGGAAAAAAUAUGCAAUGGACAAUGUCCCAUGCCAUUAUUCACAUGUUUACACGUCAAGCCAGAUGUCUCAGAACUGAUGUUUGCAGAUUGGGUAGAGUUUUCACCUUAUGAAAUUGGGAUGGCAAAAUAUGGCACUUUCAUGACUCCUGAUCUUUUUGGUAGCAAAUUUUUUAUGGGAACUGUAAUCAAAAAGUAUGAAGAAAAUCCUUUGCACUUUUUAAUGGGUGUGUGGGGCAGUGCUUUUUCCAUAUUGUUUAACCGAGUACUUGGGGUCUCCAGCAACAAAAGAGGUGCAACAAUGGAGGAAGAAAUAGAGAACAUUAAACCAAAGCACAUUGUGUCCACGGAUGGCUCUGACAGUGAUGAUGAGAUGGAUGGUCCAAAAGGUACUGAAAAUGCUGACGCAGAGGCGGAGUAUCUGAGAAGAAACCAGGACAGUUGGGGCCAGCGAAUGUUUAAGUUUCUUGUCAGUGAUUCUGCUCUUUUUAAUACCCGGGAAGGAAGAGCUGGAAAAGUUCAUAAUUUCAUGCUUGGCUUAAACAUAAACACGUACUAUCCCUUGUCCCCACGGGCUGGACUGCAACCCCAGGAGUCUGUAGAUGAAGACGAGCUGGAUGCUGCGGUUGCAGACCCCGAUGAGUUUGAGCAAAUAUAUGAGCCCCUGGAUGUGAAGAGCAGAAAAAUACAUAUUGUGGACAGCGGACUUACUUAUAAUUUACCGUACCCUCUUAUCUUACGACCACAGCGAGGGGUUGAUCUAAUUAUUUCAUUUGAUUUUUCUGCAAGACCGAGUGAUUCAAGCCCUCCAUUUAAGGAGCUACUCCUUGCUGAAAAGUGGGCACGGAUGAACAGUCUUCCAUUCCCAAAAAUAGACCCACAAGUUUUUGAUCGGGAAGGUAUGAAGGAAUGUUAUGUGUUCAAGCCAAAGAAUCCAUCUGUUGAGAUCAACUGCCCGACUAUCAUCCACUUUGUCUUGGCAAACAUCAAAUUUAGGAAUUUCAAGGCACCUGGUGUUCAUAGAGAACCUGAUGAUCUGUUUGCUGAUUUUGACAUUUUUGAUGACCCAGAAACCCCUUUCUCAACAUUUAAUUUCCAGUACCCACAUGAAGCAUUUGACAGGCUGCACGACCUAAUGGAAUUUAAUACUUUGAACAAUAUUGAUUUAAUCAAACAAGCCAUUGAAGACAGCAUUGCAUACAGACGAGAGCACCCAUCUCGCUGCUCCGUGUCUUUAAAUGACCUUGAAGAACGGAAAUUCUUCAAUAAAGGCACAACAAAAAAACAAUGAAAACUGAAUCCUGUCAUAGAGUUGGUGUUUGAGACAAAAAAAUAAACUCCUGGAUGGACAAUUAUGCAUUAUCUGUAUAUAACCAUAUAUGUUUGAGCCAUAUAUGCUAAUAUUUAAUAAACCUAUAUAUAUUAUGUACCUGUA